AUGGCAUCCCGGAGACUCGCUCUCAACUUCCACCAGGCGGUGCGCUCUCGCAGCGCGCUGCAGGCCGUCCAGCGCAGCAGGCGAGGUUUUGCGUCUCCAGUCGCUGGCUCGACACAGUCAACUACACUGUCCAAUGGCUUGACGAUUGCUACUGAAUACUCUCCAUGGGCUCAGACCUCGACCGUUGGUGUAUGGAUCGAUGCUGGAAGCAGGGCUGAGACUGACCAGACCAACGGAACCGCUCACUUCCUGGAACAUCUCGCCUUCAAGGGCACCAACCGACGAACCCAGCACCAAUUGGAGUUGGAAAUUGAGAAUAUGGGUGGACACCUCAAUGCCUACACAUCGGAUUUGUUCUAA
Molecule: messenger RNA, 360 nt
Organism: Nannizzia gypsea CBS 118893
Lineage: Eukaryota; Fungi; Ascomycota; Eurotiomycetes; Onygenales; Arthrodermataceae
Exons: 4
Coding region: 1-360 (119 amino acids)
Cellular component (GO): mitochondrion
Molecular function (GO): metal ion binding; metalloendopeptidase activity
Source: RefSeq, a predicted model, not a curated record